Hemibagrus wyckioides is the source of this 2965-nucleotide messenger RNA. RefSeq names its product archain 1b (gene arcn1b). Lineage: Eukaryota; Metazoa; Chordata; Actinopteri; Siluriformes; Bagridae. Gene Ontology annotation, cellular component: cytosol; COPI vesicle coat. The record is from RefSeq and is a predicted model, not a curated record. The transcript is spliced from 10 exons. Gene Ontology annotation, biological process: Golgi localization; retrograde vesicle-mediated transport, Golgi to endoplasmic reticulum; endoplasmic reticulum to Golgi vesicle-mediated transport. The coding region runs from base 179 to 1708 and encodes 509 amino acids.
AACUUUUUCCGGUUGGAGACGUGGCUCUGCUUUGCUGUACCGCUGCAGGUCUGGUUGCGUGAGCCUCACAAGAAAAUAAACAAAGACCUUGUCGAUCUAAUCAGGCGUUUAUUGGUGUUUCUUCGGAAGCGAUUGAGUUUCUUGGCUGUGGAAUUAAGCACCUUAAGACAGAUCCAAAAUGGUGCUCUUGGCAGCUGCAGUAUGCACCAAGUCAGGAAAAGCCAUAGUGUCUCGGCAGUUUGUGGAGAUGACCCGCACUCGCAUCGAGGGUCUCCUGGCUGCUUUUCCUAAACUGAUGAGCACCGGAAAGCAGCACACUUUUGUAGAGACAGACAGCGUGCGCUAUGUCUACCAGCCAUUAGAGAAACUCUAUAUGGUUCUCGUCACCACAAAGAACAGCAACAUCCUGGAGGACCUGGAGACGCUGCGGCUCUUCUCUCGUGUGAUCCCCGAAUACUGCCGUGUACUGGAGGAGAGCGAGAUCUCCGAACACUGCUUUGAUCUCAUAUUCGCUUUUGAUGAAAUUGUUGCUUUGGGCUACAGGGAAAAUGUUAACCUGGCCCAGAUCCGAACCUUCACUGAAAUGGACUCGCACGAGGAGAAGGUCUUCCGUGCAGUCAGAGAGACCCAAGAACGAGAAGCAAACGCAGAGAUGAGGCGGAAGGCUAAAGAGCUGCAGCAGGCGAGACGGGAUGCAGAGCGUGCCGGUAAAAAGGCACCAGGUUUCGGAGGCUUUGGAAGUUCAGGAAUGAGCAGCACUGCUACCAUCAUCACAGACUCGGUGAUGGAACCAGAGAAGCCUAAAUCGGUUCCUGUAUCAGUCAGGCCUAGUGGUCCCAGUAAAGCGCUGAAGCUGGGUGCCAAAGGAAAGGAGCUCGACAACUUUGUAGACAAACUCAAGUCGGAGGGGGAAAAUAUUAUCUUGCCCAGUGCAGGAAAGAAAGCUUCAGAAGUAUCUAAAGUCCUUCAGCCUCCAGUGAACACAGAAAGUGUACAUCUGAAGAUAGAGGAGAAGAUAUCUCUGACUUGUGGACGGGAUGGUGGGCUGCAGAACAUGGAGAUCUUGGGUAUAAUCACGCUGAGAGUCUCGGACGAUAAAUACGGCCGCAUCCGCUUGCAGAUUAACAACAACGACAAGAAAGGAGUGCAACUGCAGACCCAUCCUAAUGUAGAUAAGAAGCUGUUCACUGCGGAGUCUUUGAUUGGACUGAAAAACCCAGAAAAGUCUUUUCCCCUGAACAAUGAUGUGGGUGUGCUGAAGUGGAGGCUACAGACCACAGACGAGUCCCUCAUCCCUUUAACCAUCAACUGCUGGCCUUCAGAAAGUGGUAGCAACUGCGACGUCAACAUUGAAUAUGAGCUCCAGGAGGAGGGCCUUGAACUCAAUGAUGUAGUCAUCACCAUCCCUGUGCCGUCAGGAGUAGGUGCCCCUGUUGUUGGAGAUCUUGAUGGUGAGUAUCGCCAUGACAGCAGGAAAAACAUUCUUGAAUGGUGCCUGCCCGUCAUCGAUGAAAACAACAAGAGCGGAAGUUUGGAGUUCAGCAUAGCCGGGAGGCCAAACGACUUCUUCCCAGUGAAUGUCUCAUUCGUGUCUAAACGCACCUAUUCCAGCAUUCAGGUGGCCAAAGUGACCCAGGUAGAUGGAGACAGCCCGGUGAAAUUCUCCACCGAGACUUCCUUUGUUGUCGACAAGUAUGAGAUACUCUAAAGACUUUUAAAUGAAAUGUUUCUAGCCUGCCUGCCUACCUGUGUAACAGUUUGGACACAGUACAACCAGUGUCCAGGUCUCUCCCAGUGGCGUGCAGCAUUUGUGUAUUUGUUUGUAUGGCAAAGGAAGUUAUAUAUGUUUAUAUAAAAUGAAUCUAAGAGGUAAACGAAUCACAUCCUAACACGAAUUACCAACGGACCUUGAGCUUUGUGACCUGAAGCCGAGGACACCGAUAUCAUCGCGCCACAUGGUCUCAUCUCACCUCAAUCUGGACCUUCAUGACCCCUGAAAUAAAUUAGAGGAGGAACUUGAAAGUUUGUCCCAGUAUAAUAUAUUUUGUAACCUUACAGAGUCUGUUAAAUAUUGUAUUUAAAACAUCGAAAAUCAGUGAAACAAGAACAGGAAGUUAGUUUUUUGAUUCUGUGCUCAUUCAUAAUGAACCGAUGUUGGGGGUGUGUGUGUGUGUGUGUGUAUGAAAUAUGAAUAACUUUUCACUGUGUUCUACAAUUAGGAUGGCAGUUCAUUUUUUUUCUUUCCUUUCUUUUUUUUGCCAUUUUAUUUAUCAAAGCAUAUAACCCCUCAUCCAGGACAAAAUAGUUUUCUGUCUGCUUUUUAAAGUAAUUCUCUUUCCGCAUUACAUUUCCACAUCUGUUUUUCACAGUAAUACAUCAGUCACAUAAAUCUGUGACUGCAUCUGAUCGAAAUGUUUUCUUUUGUGCUGAUAGCUGCUACCGGAUCUAAAGAGCUGCAGGGUAUGUUUAAAGGUCUUCAACACUCUUGACAAAAACACUGACAUGAUAACGGAGGCGUAAGACGAGCCUUGAGUUUCAAGUCAUUUGAGGUCUGAAUCUGUUCAGCCGAAUUGUGCUGGGAAAAAUAUGUUCGCUGUUUGCUCUAAAUUUCAAAGUGCAAAUCUUGAUUCGAGUGAAAUCUAAUAAAACAGCCCAAAUUUGUAAGAUGUUAAGAAAGUUAAAUCUAAGCACUUAAAUCAUACAUUAAUACUAGGCAUAAGCAUUCACAAUGUCUGUUUUCUUCAACCUGAUUUAAUACCAAAAACAGUAGAAGUCCUCUGAUAUGUAUUGAUUGAGUGGAAAAUAUUUUCUCAUUGGUAUCAUUUUUGUAUCUUCCCCCCCAAAAAAUUGUCAGAUUAUACUUUUUGAGGGGGUUAUUUUAGUAUCCAAAUGGAGAGAUGAAAAUGAUAACAUUCCAGCUUACAAUUACCUGUUUUGAUAUUAAAGCAUAUUGCUUGAAUAUGAA